Amphimedon queenslandica is the source of this 2384-nucleotide messenger RNA. Its product is annotated as axonemal 84 kDa protein-like. The record is from RefSeq and is a predicted model, not a curated record. Bases 83 to 2215 code for a protein of 710 amino acids. Gene Ontology annotation, cellular component: axoneme. Lineage: Eukaryota; Metazoa; Porifera; Demospongiae; Haplosclerida; Niphatidae. Gene Ontology annotation, molecular function: beta-tubulin binding; microtubule binding. The transcript is spliced from 18 exons.
CCAUGUUUAUUCACGUGGUGGGUGUGGUUUAAAAUUAGCUUAGCAAUUAGGUGUGGCUUGUUGCUAGGACAACAGAAAAAUAAUGCCUCCGAAGAAAUUAUCUAAAGCAGAAAAGGAUCGACUGAAGCAUGAGGCAGAGAAAAGAGCACAAGAAGAAGAGGAACAACGAAUAAGAGAAGAGGAGGAGCUGAGGAAGAAAGAGGAGGAGGAAAGGAAAAGGAAAGAGGAAGAGGAGCAGAAGCUGAGGGAGGAAGAGCAAGCAAGGUUUGUGGAAGAGAGAGCAAAGUAUGACGAACUUAAAACCGACCAUCAAACAAAAAUCAAAGAAUGGAAAAAGACAGAGAAAGAAAGCAAGGAGUGGGAGCAUUAUGUAUCUUGCAAUAAACUUCCGCUGCCUUCCAGUCAGCAAUCACUCAACACGUACUUCAGCACAUUCAGUGAGAGACGACCUCCAGCGACAAUGUCUGAUACUUUGAAGAGACUCAGAGAAUUAUUUCAAGUUUUAGAAGAAUUAGAAAAGGAAGUACAAGAUGAAGAUAAUUCCGAUGAUGCUAUACACCAUUACAUUGAUAAGGUCCAGUCACUGAUACUCACUGAAGUAGAUAAAGGCACUCUGUUAGUUAUGAAGCACCCACAGGACCACAUCGACAAUGAAACAUUCAAUCUACUCAUUGAAGAACACAUACCAUCCCAUAUGACAUAUUGUCUCUGGGGCAACAUUGUUAAAAACCCAAGAUUAAAGGAGUUUUCAUUCAAUUAUUGCUCGUUUACAAUUGAUCUGCCUAAAUCAAUGACAAUGCUAGAUGUGUCUGUGCGAUUAUUAACCCUUUCUUACGACACUCUCUCUCCUCUUUCCAAAACUUAUAAAAUAAACGAGGAACCAACUACUGGAGGAGAUAUUACUAGUGAAGACACACCCCCUGAAACUGAGGAGAUAAACGUUGCUGCUGCUGCAGAAAAUGGCGGCGAAAAGAAAGAGGAGACAGAGGCUGUGGAGGCGACAGGUAAUGGAGUACAGGAGAGUAAUGGAGCUACUCAAGAUAGCAACGAAACACAAGAACAAACAACUGAAAAUAAUGAAGCUACUGCUGCAUCUGAUAAUGUAGAGACCAAUGGAGACAAGAACUCACCUCCUGAUGAAAACAUACCUGAUGGAGAGGAGAUAGACCUAAGAGGCUACAGUAUUGUGGGCUGUACUCCACUCCUGCUUCAAUUGAUAGUCCUACCUCCUCAACCUAAAUCAGUCAAUAACUGGAUCAUUACACAAAAUACAAUGGACUCACUUAUAGAGUCACCUCCUCUUACUGAACCAUCAGGAGCACCUUCAGUUAUAUCAGCAAGAAUGAACCUACCAGAGCCUUAUCAUUAUCCUGAGGAUGAAGCAUCCUUUCAACUAGCACAAUGGGAUAGGAACAGCAACUCAUGGAAGCAUGGGAACCUUAAAGAAGUGAAAUUUGAUUUAACUGGUAAAAGGGUUUCUUUUGUAAUGACAACAUUUUCACCACUUGCAAUUUUAAUAGAUGCUUAUAAUAAUCUUCCUUAUCAAUCGUGGGAGCUCCUCCCACUUGAUAUUGACCACACCCUCUUACAUAUCGUUGGUAGCUCAGUAGAAAUGUCAAUUGAAAUAAAAGGAGCAGAAAGUGCAUUAAUAAAACCAUUAGAAGUACCGGCAGUCGAAGAACUAAUUAAUAAAAGAUUUUCGUCUCCUAAACAACUGAUAAAGGCACUCAAACGAAUUGGAUUUCAUUUCUUUCCUGAAAAUGACGCCCACAAGUACACCUCACUGACGGAGAAGGAUAAAGAAUUAGAACUCUCCACGUACGAGUACAUGUCCAUGGCCUGUGGUGGGUGGGGCUUCCAAUGGAGCCAAUGGAAUGAGAAAGGAGGGAGAGUUGGCUCUAUAGUACAGGCAGCACCAAUUGAUGGAAACCAACAAAAAAUACUCAAAAAUGAAGCUAGUUCUGAACAAGUUGAUACAUGGAGACUCUAUUUGUCUACAAUGGAGAAAGCAAUGACACUCCAAUCAAAGGAGAAUGGAGAUGACUUCAGUGAAGAACUACCUGAUGGAAAGAUAACACAUUCAGAUUUAUACACAGCAUUAACUAGUGAAGCAAGCAAUGAGAUACUGGAACUGAUGGCCAGGACUAACCACGUCCAUAUACACACUGUAAAACAAUGGCUGACAGCAACAAGACCACUAGUAGCAACUUGCUAACCAAACACACACUCAAGUUGAAUACACUGUACAUGCUACUCCACAGACUGUAGAUCUAGUAUGAGAUUUACAGUCUGUGAAGCUUUCAAUUGCAACAUUAUGUAUGCCAUUAAUUAAAUUGGAGAUAUUAUUAUAUUUCUUUAAUGACAAGAUGACAUUCAAUAAAAAA